CAACUGUCAUCAACGCCUUUGCAUAUUUUUAUUCGUUUUGCUCCUAUUAUCAAAGAAUGACUAAUUUUCGUGAGUGUUUUUCGAUGUUUCGUUUUUUAAUAAAAUAUUUCCAAUAAAAUAAAAUAGCCAAAGGGAAAUAAAACAAAGAAAAUAUAUAUUCUAAUAAGCAUAGUAAAACGGUGUAAAAUUGUGUGUGUUAAGCAAAAAGUGUAGUGCGGUGAUAUUUAAAAUUCUGGAAUAAAAAAAUACGAGAUAACAAAAGCAAACAAAAAAAUGAAGAAACAAUUUACAAAAAUUAAAAUAGCAGCUGAAAAUCUCUCAAGAUCAACCAAACCGGAUCGUAAAGAUUGCGAAUUGGAAAUAAUUGAGAAGCAGGUGGAGAAAUAUCGUGAUGUUCUCGAUAAAAUGGUUAAGAAACUGCCUGCAGGCUCAGCUGAUAUACAAGAUCGCGAUAAGCGCAUAAAGAAACAGAGCCAUUAUAAAAUUGGUCAAGCCCUGGAGGAGUCAUCGAAAGAGUUAUCAACUGACAUGCCACUGCACCAUGUUCUUUUAAAUAGCGGCGAACUUGAAAAGUCAUUGGCUGAAUGCAUAGUCGACAGUGAACUGGAGACAGAAUUUAAAGUGGUGAAGCGUCUUAAAUUAAUUUUAGACAAGGAAAUACAAGAGAUCUCAACACUGAAGCGUAAUGUGUCGCGCACACUGCAAGAAUAUGCAUCUUUAACAAGGAGUUAUGAGGCCUCCAAACGUUUGGACGAACCUCAGGCCAAAAUCAACAACAUAAAAGACCAACAGGAACAGUGUGAGGUGAAAUUGGAGAAGGAACGUGAUAUGUGGGCUGCUCAAAUGUUCGAACUCAUUGCCAAAGAAGAUGUCAUAGUCCACUGCAUCAGGGACUAUGUGAUCAACCAAAAAAACUACCACGAGCGUGCUUUGCGAAAGGUCGACUCUUCGUUGGCCAACAUCCAGGAGAUUAUAGAGUCAACGGUAAAGUCGAGGUUUGGCACCUGCCUAACGGAACACCUGGCCUCCACAAAUCGUGAGAUAUCCUACAUCAUUGAGUUGUGCGUCUGCUGUCUGGUGGAGAAUGGCCUCCACGAAGAGGGUCUGUUGCGGGUGGGUUGUGCCAGCACCAAACUGAGACGCAUGAAACAUGCCCUGGAGGCUCAACAUGUCAAGACCCCCCUGACCACAGACUACCAGGAUCCCCAUGUCAUUGGCUCCAUACUCAAGUUGUAUUUGCGCGAACUACCAGAGCCCCUGCUGACCUACAGAUGCUAUGAUGAUUUUAUAAAAAUCGUCGAGUGUCAUUCGGAGCAAGAACGCAAAUCCGCCAUUAAAGCCACUCUGGCCAAACUGCCCAAGGCGAAUUAUGACAAUUUGCGCUAUUUAACCAAAUUCCUGUGGCUGGUCACGCAAAACGUGGAAUACAACAAAAUGAGUUCGCACAAUUUGGCCAUAGUGAUGUCGCCAAAUAUGCUGUGGCCACGCAAAGACGAAAACAAUCCCGACGACUACAUGGGCCAGGUGAACAGUUCGUCCGCCGUCAAUAUCAUAGUGGACUUGCUAAUCAACCAUUGGGAGUUUUUCUUUGAGGGCGAUGUCGAUUUCUUUGUCACCCUACAAAGGGGCAAACUCUAUGUUGAGGACAAGAGCAAAUCGAAUUCCUCCAAUGAGAAUUUGGAUCGUCACGAUGGAGAUGUUGCUGAAAGUCCCCGCUAUGGCACCAUACGUCGCCAGAAGGCAUGUGCACCCUCGCCACCAAUGAAAUUGCAAAAUGUGAUGGUGAGCUCUGAUCCCAAUGGAUCAUCGAUGCAGGAGACAAGCAAAAAUAAUGGCGAAUUACAGCAUAACAAUCACCAAAGAGCUAAAGAAUUGUUUCCCACAAGCAACAAUGAUAAUAAUUCAGGAACUAUGACUAAUGCCCCAUCCUCGUUGAACAACAAUAAUAAUGGCCAUACAGAAAGGCCUGAAAUUCCUCCACCACCCAAACAACUGCAAUUGCAACAGCUUCAGCUUCAGGAUAGUAAUACUUCAAAUGCAAAUAACAUAACAGGCACACAUCAGCAGCAAAACCACCAAAAUGGGGCUCCACCUCCACUUUCGGCAAAACCCGUACCCAUGACACGUACACAAUUCUUUGGUCUUGAUAAUCUGCCAUCGCCGGUGGCCGAUCGCAAAAGUAACGAUAGCGUCAACUCGAUGACAUUCAAACCAGAUCUCCCGCAAAAGCCAAAAAUUCCCAAAAGACCCAUGGUCUUGGGCCUAAACACUUUGACAACGACCAAUCGAAGCAGUGAUGAGGAGUCCGGCGGACCCAUAUCAAGCCACACACAACAGACCUCAUCAUCGACGAACAAUACGAAUGGCACAUUGAGGGGCAACAAAACUGCCGAACAAUUGGUGCAGGAACAUUGUGAUAAUGUAACGGCUUUACAGGCCAACAUUGGCAGUAGCAAUACCUCCAUACCCUCAGCCAUACAAAAAGAGGCAAAUUAUAAUAGUCAAAGCAACAACGAAGUGAAUGCCAAUCCAAAUCCCAGCCCUGCAUUAUUUGCCCCACCUCCACCGAUGGUGGUGCAAAAAAUGACAGCAACGUCCCAAAAUUCCAAUCCCAAUUCCCUGCAUGCAACAAACACUCAAGUUACUCCAACAGCGACAGGCGCAACAUUGUCUGUCCAUAACGAGAACAACAAGUCGAUGGCUGAGGCAGCAACGCCACGGCUAAUGACGCCCACCACACCUGUAUCACCCAAUAUGAUAAUGACUCCCAAAAGACCUACUGUGCCUGCCCCUCCUCCGCCUGUUAAUGUUAAGAAACAAGUAGAGUAAUUAUGGUCCCUAUAAGAAUUAUGUGAUCACCCCACCCUUUGUGUGUAUUUUUUUUUUUUGGUUUUUAUUACUAUUUUUGAAAUAAGUAUUUUUUUUUUUAAAUUUUAAUGUUUGAUUUGUUUAAUGUUUUAUGUUUUUUUUUUAUUCUCAAAAACACUUGGAAAAGUAUGACAUUUUUUUGUGAAAGGAUAUGAUGCAAAACGGACAUGGCUAGAAUUUGUAGGCCCUUAAGGCAAAGCAAUGGUCAAAUCUAGAAUGAAUGACAUCUUUUUGAUCUUGAUUCUGGACUUUUUCCAUGCCAUAUUCUGUGACCAUGUAUCCCUAAGUAUCACGCAGGAAAUUCAUUUCGAUGAAGUUGCAGUGUCACUACCCCUUAUUCACUCAAUUCACUUUUAGAAUUGUUGGCCUAUGAAAUCGAAGCUUGUCAGCCUGUGCAAGAAAUGUCUUCAAGCCUUGCGAACUGUUGGUACCCGGACCAAAGGGAUGUGGAGUGAUAUGGGAAAGGAUUCAUCAAUGAUCGCUUCCGCUUUAUACCACGCAGUCUCUGAUACGGGGUCUUAUUCUAAAGGGUUUCUUCAAGUUCCAAUGUCCCACUAGUUUGCCAAGGAGGAAAAAAUUCCCUUUUUUGUGUGUAAGACCUUCGCGAUUUGAGAAGUACCAUGAUUUAUUACUGCAAUAUGUGAUUACUAGUCCCAGAGUGAAAGCAUACAAAUUUUGAAUUUCGCAGCACUUACGUAUUCCCCGUACGAAAAGAAAAAAAGGACGGUCGAACUCAUUUAUCUAGCCUAGACUCUUUUCAAUCUCUUGAUAAGCUAAAAUGGCUGGUGCUGGAAAACUCUCCCUGAUUUCCUCAUCCCCUACUCAUAGACUUUCAUACUCAAUAUCUGCAUGCAUGUAUCAUUCAUGACUUACUUACUUUGAUGACUGUUACAGACCAUUUGCUCCUCAAGGCGAGCAUAGAAAAUAUUUCCAUGAGCUUCAUUUCAAAUUCUGAUACCCAGUUAAGAUACAUUUUGUUGUUGUUGUUGUAGCAGUGAGUUGCACACUGAGGCAGCAGCCCUUGCCGAAGAAGGAUUCCAUCGGGUCAGUCCGAUACGUAGAAUUGGCUGCCAUGGGAUUGAUCCAUUUGGUCUUUCGAUCAUGCUUGGACAACAAUAAUGGCUUAGCACGUAAAUAAGCUUUGUCUGCUGAUGGAGUUACUCCACAAGAGUACCAAGAAGGUAACCCGUCGAAGAUUGCAGAGCAACAUUCUGGCAGGUCUGCAUCCUAUUCCGUAUGAUUUCUCACUAACCGGCGUCGAAUUGUCUUACACAUAGUCUACAAAAUUUCCAGCUACGUUUCGAUCGAACAUUCAUUAGCAGUAUAUUAAAAACCUCAAAUCACAUGAUGUCACAUUGUCUUCCGUUAUAAGCAUUCACCUAAGCCACUAAGCAGCUUAGUAAACUCUUGGUGUGGAAAAUAACCUCGAAAAGUCUAUGCAAGAAAUUCAGUGCUCCCCAUAUAAUCUCAAUUUGUCUUUCAUUCUAUGCCCCCAAAAUCGGUUCAAGUCUGGUAUUGUAUACACAUCAAAGUGAUGUUAUCUGUUAGCCGCGAAAGGCGAGCAUUGGCAUAUGUAAGCUUUAACGUCUCCUUGUCCUCCCCACAUGCACACACGCUGUCAUUUGCUGUACCUAUUCUACAUGCCCUCUAUUCCUUACAUGUAUGACCUGCAAUGACAAAAAAGGCAUACAAAUCUUCUUCUUCGAAGGCCACCGUAGCGCAGAGGUUAGCAUGUCCGCCUAUGAUGCUGAACGUCGGAGUUCGAAUCCUGGCGAGAAUACCAGAAAAAAUUUGCAACGGUUUUUAUCCCCUCUCAAGUACUGGGGAUAUUUGUGAGGUUGUUUGCCUUAUAAAAACUUAUCCCAAAUAUGUGGCGCUCUGCGGCAAGACAUUCGAACUCGGCUAUAAAAAGGAGACACUUUAUCAUUAAGCUAAAAGCUGAUAUGUGAGAAGUUUUCGCCUGUUUCUUAAUGGAAUCAUCAUGGGCAAAUUUGCAAUCUUCUUCCUACUUUCCUACUUAGCUUUGUUUAUCACGAUACGGAUUCUGCAUGGGAUUUUCGCUCUCUUUUAGACCGAUUUGGGGCGUCCGGGUAGCCGAGUUGGCAGCGUGCUUGGAUUACCAGUGCGGGGGUCGUGGGUUCGAUUCUCACCAGUAGCCUUGAUCUGUCGCUACAGUGGUAUCACAAUGAACUUAAAAUUGUCUAAGUGAGUCUGUAAAGGACUGCCACUCUUACCUUACCUAACCUAGACCGAUUUAAGAUUUAACUGUGCUACAAGCUUUGAAGCGGUAGCCCUUGACGAUGAAGGAAUCCAUAGGGUCAAUCCGGUACAUAUAACCUGCUGCCGUAGGAUUGGGCAGU
Stomoxys calcitrans (stable fly) is the source of this 5228-nucleotide messenger RNA. It is a transcript of the gene RhoGAP92B, whose product is annotated as rho GTPase-activating protein 92B. Gene Ontology annotation, cellular component: intracellular anatomical structure; cytoplasm. The record is from RefSeq and is a predicted model, not a curated record. The coding region runs from base 274 to 2829 and encodes 851 amino acids. Gene Ontology annotation, molecular function: protein binding; GTPase activator activity. Lineage: Eukaryota; Metazoa; Arthropoda; Insecta; Diptera; Muscidae. The transcript is spliced from 5 exons. Gene Ontology annotation, biological process: regulation of Rac protein signal transduction; regulation of actin cytoskeleton organization; positive regulation of GTPase activity.